This is a messenger RNA of Papilio polytes (common Mormon), 2742 nucleotides long. It is a transcript of the gene Fbxo42, whose product is annotated as F-box only protein 42. Lineage: Eukaryota; Metazoa; Arthropoda; Insecta; Lepidoptera; Papilionidae. The record is from RefSeq and is a predicted model, not a curated record. Gene Ontology annotation, molecular function: protein binding. The transcript is spliced from 3 exons. The coding region runs from base 195 to 2033 and encodes 612 amino acids.
AAUUUGACAUAAAUCUAUUUAUGACAUUUUCACGAUGUGCAAGAAAGACAAUGUUUUAAAAUCGGUGGGAACCACCUAUUGUUUUUAACAGUCAACGUUCUUUUACAGUUUAAUAAUCCGUAACAUAUUCAUUUCUCAAUGAUAUGGAUGAAUGAUAAAUUGUGAUUUAAUUAAUAGGAACACUCCAAGACAAAAUGGAACUAAUGCAACAGUCAUGGGAACAUGAAACACUAUCAACAACAAUCGAAGACCUUCCCGAUGAAGUUUUGGAGUUUAUUUUGAGCUUUCUACCUCCGUAUAAAGACCUGCAAAAUUGUAUGACCGUCUGCAAGAGAUGGUGUGGUUGUGCUCAAAAUGUAUUGCGUAAGACAUCCAUAAAGCUAAUCAAAGCUGUUGCUGAGUUUAAUAUAUUGUGGAAAAAUGUCACCUGUACUGAUAUUGGGCCCACCAUAACAAAAAGAUUUUCUCAUUCAGCUUGUAUUCUGAAGAAUAAUAUGUACGUAUUUGGUGGAUGUACCACAAAUUCCACUUCAUUUAAUGAUCUCUGGAUGUUUGACUUAUCUAAAAGAAGUUGGAUAAGACCUUUAGCAACUGGGACUUAUCCUGUGCCCAAGGCAUACACAUCAAUGGUCCAUUAUCAAGAUUGUCUUAUUGUUUUUGGAGGAUGGACAUAUCCCUCUCUCUCGCAAUACUAUCAAAAUAUCACUAUGUUCAAUGAUAUUCAUUUAUAUUGUGUGACUACAAAUAAAUGGAUUUUGAUAACUGCCACAAACCCACCACCCCCCAUGGCAGGCCACUCAGCUUGUAUCAGGGGAGAUGAGAUGAUUGUAUUUGGAGGGUUAGUCAUGUCUGCAGCCCAAAAUUACCAAAUGCAAUGUUCAAAUGAUGUCUGGGUACUUGAUAUAACCACAUUCAAUUGGAGGAAGCAACAAACAACCAAGCCACGACCCUCUCCACGCUAUGCUCAAUCACUAAUUACUCUGGAUUCUGAAAGACUGAUGCUUCUAGGUGGAAUACAAACAUUGCACAACCGUUUCGUUUAUAGUGAUUGUUGGAUCUUGACCAUGCAAGGUCCUACAUGGACAUGGAAAGAAAUUGCAGUUAAAAAUAAAGAGUGGGCAUCUGCUAAUAUAUGGUGCAACCCUGCAUGUAGAGUUGGAGACAUGGUUGUAAGCCUCAGUAGGAGUAGACAUGGUUGGAAUGGGGCAAAACCAUUGGUUACUUCUGCUGUAAGACUGUCUGCUUUAAAUAGGCCAGAAAAUGCACCAGUUUCUGUUCGAAUCGAGCAAAGUCUGCAAAGACCUUUAGACCGGGAUCAAAAUAUAAAUGGAAGACGAGGAGUACUGCCUAGACAACCUGUAUCUAGACAAGCUUCUGCCAACGUUAGUAAUGAGCCUAUGGCAGGUCCUAGUAAUGAACAAGAAAAGGAAAAAGUCAUUGCAAACAAUGUUACUAGUCAAGAAAUAAAUUAUGCUGCUGGACCUAGUUCCGAUUUGAAGCUUAACAAUAAUGUUAUUGAUUUAAAUAAAAAGGAAGCAAUGAGAAAGAAUAAAACUAAGAAUAAAGGACUGAAAAUAGUCAGACAACUACAAGAAGCUAACAAAUACAGAAUGGCAGCAUUUGCUUGUGAUACAUCAAAUAAUACACCACAUGAAAAUGAUCUGAUAAAUCAAAGACAAAUAGCACAUUUAGAAAACCGAUUAGAACCCUAUCCACCGGCUGCAGAAAGGCCGGAUGUUAUGUAUAGACAGCCACCAAUAAAACGAAACACACUGACAAUGCAUGUACUUGAUAUAUCUACAGUUCUUAAUGGCAACUGUAUGAAUUACGUCUCUUGGUUAUGUCCCCGAUUGGGAGAUAUGAAUGGUGCUCCUGAAGAAUUAGUCAUGUAUUCUUUAGUUAAAGGUAAUGGUGAACUCAUUAUGUUUGGGGGAGUGCAUAAUGAAAUUAGAGUGGCCAGAUUUGCCGACAACGCACAAAAUAUGUAUUCAAAUUGUCUACAUUUCAUCACAGCACCCAGAGACAUUAUUUAAUUUUGUUGACAGUUUAAGCAUUUCUUCAUUUUUUGCAUAUAAAUGUACAGUUUUGAUUUAUGGUACACAUGUUUUUAUUCAUGUUUGUAUGUAAAUUUCUUUAUUAAUUGCUCAAAUCAAUGUUAUUUUAUGUUAAAGAUACAGGUAAUCAGUUGAUUAAUUUCAUGUUUAUAUAACUUGAAGAUACAUGGUACAAGGAUUUAUAAAUAGCCAAAAAAGGUCAGUCUUUUCUUUAAUUUCAUACUUACAUAGAUAUUUUUCAUUACAGUUUAAUUUAGUUGUAAAAAUAAUUAUCCCAUAUCUAAGUAUUCAUUGGCAUAUUUAAUUCAGUAUAGAAUCGGCUGGGUUAUAAAUAAGCCUGCAUUUAUUAAAAAGAAUUUGAAUGAUACAAUGGUGCUUUUACAUACAAUACAGCUAACAUUCAUUAUUUGCAGCAUAUAAACGUAAAAAUAUUUUAAUUUAACAAGUCUUAAAUAUGUACAAUUUCGCUUCUUGGCAAUUUAUCAAUCUGAUUAUAGCAUGUUUGAGCCCUUUUAAUAGUUACAGUUAUAAUGGGAAAAAAACAAAAACCAAUUGUACUGAAAACAAAAUGAGAAAAGUGUUUAUAUGGAUGUUGAAAUACAAAAAUUAAUUAUGAUUAUGGACUGAUUGAAUAUUGCUAUUAGAAAUGUUAAAUUUUUCAUCUAACAUUGUGACUUGUAAAAAUAGG